AUGGUUCAACAAGACACAAGCCAACAAAAUCAACAUUUUCCUCCACAAGAAGAUGUGCCAUUAAACUCUUAUCAACAACAACCAGCAGUUGCUGCUGCACCAGCCCCAACUCCAUACCAACAACCAUAUCCACCAGCACCAUCACACCAACAACAAUACCCACCACAACAACAACAACAAGGUUAUCCACCACAACAAGGCUAUCCACCUCAACAGGGUUACCCUCCACAACAAGGCUAUCCUCCACAGCAAGGUUAUCCACCUCAACAAGGCUAUCCACCACAACAAGGUUAUCCUCCACAACAUGCAUACCCACCACAACAAGGUUAUCAACAAGGUUAUCCACCACAACAUCAACAACAAGCGCCACCCAAACAACUAGCCACCAGAGAGUGUUGGCAUUGCCGUGGUGAUGGUAACGAAGAGUGUUUCCACUGUAAAGGUUCAGGAAGAAACCAUGGAAGUAGUUGCUUUUUCUGUAACGGUAAAGGUCGUAAGAAGUGCUUCCACUGCAAAGGAAGAGGUUUCAUAGAGUAUGACCCAAACGCACCAAAUCAAUGUUGCACCAUUUUAUAA
Messenger RNA from Heterostelium album PN500, 576 nucleotides. RefSeq names its product annexin VII. The coding region runs from base 1 to 576 and encodes 191 amino acids. The transcript is spliced from 2 exons. Lineage: Eukaryota; Evosea; Eumycetozoa; Acytosteliales; Acytosteliaceae. The record is from RefSeq and is a predicted model, not a curated record.